AUGGUGGAACUGUGGUUUCUGAGAAAUGAUAUCUGUUAUGAUAAUGGUAAACCUGAUUUGCUCAAGAUUCAAAAUAAGAUCAAGAAAAUAGCCUAUGAUUGUCAAUGUAGAAUAAAAGGAGUUAUGUGGGGGACUGCUACUGAGAGGGAUAUUCUUUUAUUUUUCCAUAUUCAAUAUGGCAAACUUAGCAGACACAAGAUAACUGUUAUUUACUUCUGUUUGCCUGAGAAAGAUGAACUUCUGUUAUGUUGUGAUGGAGCUUCUAGGGGCAACCUGGGAAUUGCUGGUUAUGGGUUUAUUGUUAGAAACUCUGCAGGAGUUUUUGUUUAUACUGAAACUGGUGGUCUGGGAAUUGUUUCAAACUAUGUUGCAAAAUUCAUAGCUAGUAUAAGAGCUCUGGAAUGGGCUCUUGAAAACCAGAAGACAAAAGUUAUUCUACAAUCUGAUUCUAAAGCUUGCAUUAUAUCCUUAAUACAACAAAGAAUACCUUGGUUUCUACUGGUAAGAUGGCAGAAGAUCAUCAACAACUCUCUAUCUUUUUCUUUCAGGCAUGCUUACAGGGAGACCAACUUUUCUGCUGAUCAUUUUGCCAAAAAGGGAGUUUACUUGAUGAAGGGACAAAGAUUGUGCUUUGAUAACUGA
Papaver somniferum (opium poppy) is the source of this 642-nucleotide messenger RNA. RefSeq lists its product as uncharacterized. Gene Ontology annotation, molecular function: nucleic acid binding; RNA-DNA hybrid ribonuclease activity. The record is from RefSeq and is a predicted model, not a curated record. Bases 1 to 642 code for a protein of 213 amino acids. NCBI's taxonomy places the organism in Eukaryota, Viridiplantae, Streptophyta, Magnoliopsida, Ranunculales, Papaveraceae. The transcript has a single exon.